UAUUAUCUGCCCACCACGUCUUCUGCUCUCUCAACUUCUCUCACUUUCACAGAAACAAUGUCCAACCCCGGCGUCGGCUUCCAGUACCCUGCGGUCCCCGUGACCUGGCUUAAGCGCGAUGUUCUGCUCUUCGCCAACUCGAUCGGCGCGACCGCUGACGAGCUGCACUUCCUCUACGAGCUCCACCCCAAGUUCCAGGUCUUCCCCACCUACCCCAUCAUCCUCCCCUUCAAGAAGGACACCGCUGAGGUGACCGACUUCUACGCUGGCCAGCGUGCCGUCCCCAUCCCCGAUGUGCCGAAGUUCGACGCUCGCCGCGUCGUCGAUGGCCAGCGCCACAUCAAGGUCUUCAAGCAGCUCCCCACCUCGUCCGAGGGGCGCAAGUUCGAGAUCCGCCAGACCGUUACCGGCGUGUGGGACAAGGGCAAGCCCGGAUCGGUCGUCGACACCCGCAGCGACAUCGUUGACGCUACCAACGGCGAGAUCUACGCUUCCAUCGACAGCUCGUCCUUCUUCGUCGGCCAGGGUGGCUGGGGCGGCCCCAAGGGCCCCUCGAACCCCGCCUUCCCUCCCCCCAAGGGCAAGGCGCCGGAUGCCACCUUCUCUGACCAGACCGACGCCAACACCGCUCUCCUCUACCGCCUGAACGGCGACUACAACCCCCUUCACGCCGACCCCGAGCCCGGAAAGAAGAUGGGCUUCGGCGACAAGACCAUCAUCCACGGUCUUUACUCAUGGAACACCACCGCCCACGGCCUCCUCAAGGCUUUCGGCGGAAGCGACGCGGCCAACUUCAAGGAGUACCAGUGCCGCUUUGCCUCCCCCGUUAUCCCCGGCGCCAAGGUCGUCACUAACGCCUGGAAGACCGGCAAGGUCGACAAGGACGGCCUCGAGGAGAUCAUCUUUGAGUCGAAGAUUGAGGGCGGCAAGGUCUGCCUGUCCAACGGCCGCGCGCUCAUCCGCCCCGCGUCCAAGGCCAAGCUUUAAGCUGCAGUGUUGUCGUAGGGAUUCAGCGAUUUAGGGAUGUAAGCAUUGAAGGUUCUUGUGGCUC
This is a messenger RNA of Cutaneotrichosporon oleaginosum, 1051 nucleotides long. RefSeq lists its product as uncharacterized. Gene Ontology annotation, molecular function: 17-beta-hydroxysteroid dehydrogenase (NAD+) activity; enoyl-CoA hydratase activity; (3S)-3-hydroxyacyl-CoA dehydrogenase (NAD+) activity. Gene Ontology annotation, biological process: fatty acid beta-oxidation. The record is from RefSeq and is a predicted model, not a curated record. Gene Ontology annotation, cellular component: peroxisome. NCBI's taxonomy places the organism in Eukaryota, Fungi, Basidiomycota, Tremellomycetes, Trichosporonales, Trichosporonaceae.